GAGCCGUAGCGACUUCGGCUUUGGUGGAAGGAGGGGGUCUGGGAAGGGCUGGGCUCUCGCUUUUCCCGUUUGGUAGAGGUUCUCGCGGGAUCGCGCAGAGGCAGUCGCGGUUCGACUACAGACUGCCGCAGCAGCCUGGGAGGCGGCAGCAGCGUCUUCGGCUCGUGCUGUUCUUAGCCCAUGAGUUCUCGCGGGAGUGGCGUUACGUCCUCGUGGGAUCCUUUGGCAGUGGCGGAGGUACAUCAGUAGUCUGACCUGAGUGUGUUAGUACUCCAGAGGAACCAGCAGACCAACUUGGUCAGAAAGGUUCAGAAAGCUGUUGGAGCAGUGUUGGUAUUUCCCACCAGGAUGAGUAUGAUUGGCUGUGAUUUUAGGUUAUAAAAUAGAAAAUCGAAAACAUGAAAGUAGACAGGACUAAACUGAAAAAGACACCUACUGAGGCUCCUGCAGAUUGCAGAGCCUUAAUAGACAAACUCAAGGUUUGUAAUGAUGAGCAACUCCUCUUGGAACUGCAGCAGAUCAAAACAUGGAACAUUGGAAAGUGUGAGUUAUAUCACUGGGUGGACCUGUUGGACCGCUUUGAUGGAAUUCUGGCAGAUGCUGGGCAGACGGUGGAGAAUAUGUCAUGGAUGCUCGUAUGUGAUAGGCCGGAAAAAGAACAACUGAAAAUGCUUCUCUUGGCUGUGUUGAACUUCACAGCCUUGCUCAUUGAGUACAGCUUUUCCCGGCAUCUGUACAGUUCCAUAGAGCAUUUGACAACUUUACUGGCUUCCUCUGAUAUGCAAGUGGUGCUGGCAGUCCUUAACCUUCUGUAUGUAUUUAGCAAAAGAUCAAAUUACAUCACCCGCCUUGGAUCUGACAAGAGAACCCCACUGCUAACCCGGCUGCAACAUUUGGCAGAGAGCUGGGGUGGAAAGGAGAAUGGCUUCGGACUUGCAGAAUGUUGCAGAGACUUGCAUAUGAUGAAAUACCCACCCAGUGCAACUACACUACACUUUGAAUUCUAUGCAGACCCUGGGGCCGAGGUCAAAAUCGAGAAAAGGACAACUAGUAACACACUACAUUAUAUUCACAUAGAGCAACUUGACAAGAUUUCAGAAAGCCCUUCUGAAAUCAUGGAAUCUCUUACCAAAAUGUACAGCAUUCCUAAGGAUAAGCAGAUGCUGUUAUUUACACAUAUACGACUGGCCCAUGGCUUUUCUAAUCACAGGAAGCGGUUGCAAGCUGUUCAAGCGAGGCUGCAUGCAAUAUCUAUAUUAGUGUAUUCCAAUGCCUUGCAGGAGUCAGCAAACAGUAUCUUGUAUAAUGGGUUGAUAGAGGAAUUGGUAGAUGUCCUUCAGAUAACAGAUAAGCAGCUUAUGGAGAUUAAAGCUGCUUCUUUACGAACAUUAACAUCAAUUGUACACUUGGAGAGAACACCCAAACUCAGCAGUAUUAUUGACUGUACGGGAACUGCAUCCUAUCAUGGAUUUUUGCCUGUACUUGUACGGAACUGUAUCCAGGCCAUGAUUGAUCCUUCCAUGGAUCCAUACCCUCACCAGUUUGCCACUGCUCUCUUCUCCUUUUUAUAUCAUCUGGCCAGUUACGAUGCUGGUGGUGAAGCCUUGGUCUCCUGUGGAAUGAUGGAAGCCUUAUUGAAGGUCAUAAAGUUUCUUGGGGAUGAGCAGGACCAGAUAACAUUUGUCACCAGAGCUGUCAGAGUGGUUGACCUCAUCACCAACCUGGAUAUGGCAGCUUUUCAAUCCCAUAGUGGACUUUCAAUCUUCAUUUAUAGACUUGAGCAUGAAGUAGAUUUGUGCCGAAAAGAGUGUCCCUUUGUGAUCAAGCCAAAGAUCCAGAGACCCAGUACUACACAAGAAGGAGAAGAAAUGGAAACUGAUAUGGAUGUUGCAGAUGUGACUAUGGAAAAUAGUCCGGGAUCAUCCACCUCUAUAGAGAACCGUCUGGAUAUUGAAUUAAGGACAUCAAGUUCCAACAGCAGUACUACUAUAUGCCCUGGUCCCCGUCCAGGAGUCCAGUGUAUUCCACAACGAGCAGCCCUUCUCAAAUCCAUGUUGAAUUUCCUCAAGAAGGCUAUUCAAGACCCAGCUUUCUCAGAUGGCAUACGACAUGUGAUGGAUGGUUCUCUGCCUACCUCCCUGAAACACAUCAUCAGCAAUGCAGAAUACUAUGGCCCAUCACUUUUUCUCCUAGCUACUGAAGUGGUGACUGUGUUUGUAUUUCAAGAACCAUCACUGCUCUCCUCACUCCAGGACAAUGGGUUAACAGAUGUCAUGCUGCAUGCACUGCUUAUCAAAGAUGUUCCUGCUACUCGUGAAGUCCUUGGUUCCCUCCCAAAUGUAUUCAGUGCACUCUGCUUGAAUGCACGAGGUCUUCAGUCAUUUGUACAGUGUCAGCCCUUUGAACGUCUCUUCAAAGUUCUUCUGUCUCCAGAUUACCUCCCAGCCAUGCGGAGGAGGAGGAGUUCUGACCCCCUUGGGGAUACUGCAUCCAACCUGGGGAGUGCUGUUGAUGAGCUUAUGAGACAUCAGCCCACCCUCAAAACGGAUGCAACAACUGCCAUCAUUAAGUUACUUGAAGAAAUCUGUAACCUUGGGAGAGACCCUAAAUACAUCUGUCAGAAGCCAUCAAUCCAGAAGGCAGAUGGCAGUGCCACUGCUCCUCCCCCAAGGUCUAAUCAUGCUGCAGAAGAGGCCUCUAGUGAGGAUGAGGAAGAAGAGGAAGUACAGGCCAUGCAGAGCUUUAAUUCUGCCCAACAGAAUGAAACUGAGCCUAAUCAGCAGGUUGUUGGUACAGAGGAACGUAUUCCUAUUCCCCUCAUGGAUUACAUCCUUAAUGUGAUGAAAUUUGUGGAAUCUAUUCUGAGCAACAAUACAACAGAUGACCACUGCCAGGAAUUUGUGAAUCAGAAAGGACUCCUGCCUUUGGUUACCAUUUUGGGUCUUCCCAAUCUGCCCAUUGACUUUCCCACAUCUGCAGCCUGUCAGGCUGUUGCAGGUGUCUGCAAAUCCAUAUUGACACUGUCACAUGAACCCAAAGUCCUUCAGGAGGGUCUCCUUCAGUUGGACUCCAUCCUCUCCUCUUUGGAGCCCUUACACCGCCCAAUUGAAUCUCCUGGGGGCUCAGUGCUGCUGCGAGAACUGGCUUGUGCUGGCAAUGUCGCUGAUGCUACCCUCUCAGCUCAGGCCACACCUCUACUGCAUGCACUCACUGCUGCCCACGCCUACAUCAUGAUGUUUGUUCAUACGUGCAGAGUUGGACAGAGUGAAAUUCGUUCCAUCUCCGUAAACCAGUGGGGCUCUCAGUUGGGUCUGAGUGUUCUGAGCAAGCUGAGCCAGCUAUACUGUUCCCUGGUGUGGGAAAGCACUGUUCUCCUCUCCCUGUGUACCCCAAACAGCCUACCAUCUGGGUGUGAAUUUGGCCAGGCGGACAUGCAGAAGCUGGUUCCAAAGGAUGAGAAGGCAGGUACGACCCAGGGCGGAAAAAGAGCAGAUGGGGAGCAGGAUGCCACAGCUGGAAGUAUGGAUGCUUCUACCCAAGGCUUGUUGGAAGGCAUUGGGCUUGAUGGUGACACAUUGGCUCCUAUGGAGACAGAUGAACCUACUACUUCAGACUCUAAGGGCAAAUCUAAAAUCACACCUGCCAUGGCUGCCAGAAUUAAGCAAAUCAAGCCUUUAUUGUCAGCCUCUUCCAGAUUAGGCCGAGCACUUGCUGAGCUGUUUGGACUCCUUGUUAAACUUUGUGUGGGGUCUCCUGUCCGCCAGAGAAGGAGCCAUCAUGCUGCCAGCACUACCACAGCACCGACACCCGCUGCUCGAUCAACAGCCUCCGCCCUCACUAAGCUCCUCACAAAAGGCUUAUCUUGGCAGCCUCCACCAUAUACACCGACUCCCCGCUUCAGGCUAACAUUCUUCAUCUGUUCAGUUGGUUUUACAUCCCCAAUGCUGUUUGAUGAGAGGAAGUAUCCCUACCAUCUCAUGCUGCAGAAAUUUCUCUGCUCUGGAGGCCACAAUGCUCUUUUUGAAACUUUCAACUGGGCUCUGUCGAUGGGUGGCAAAGUUCCUGUUGCUGAAGGAUUGGAGCAUUCAGACUUACCUGAUGGCACAGGAGAAUUCCUAGAUGCUUGGCUUAUGUUGGUGGAGAAGAUGGUGAAUCCUACCACGGUGCUUGAAUCUCCACAUUCACUGCCUGCCAAAUUGCCUGGAAGUGUCCAGAACUUUCCACAAUUCAGUGCCCUCCGUUUCCUUGUGGUAACUCAGAAAGCAGCAUUUACUUGCAUCAAGAACCUGUGGAACCGGAAACCCCUGAAGGUGUAUGGUGGGCGAAUGGCAGAGUCCAUGCUGGCCAUCCUGUGCCACAUCCUCCGAGGAGAGCCUGUAAUUAGAGAAAGACUGAGCAAAGAGAAGGAGGGCUCUCGAGGAGAAGAGGAUACAGGGCAAGAGGAAGGUGGCUCCCGCCGAGAUCCUCAAGUCAACCAACAGCAACUGCAACAGCUCAUGGACAUGGGCUUCACAAGGGAACAUGCCAUGGAGGCCUUGUUGAACACCAGCACCAUGGAGCAGGCCACAGAGUACCUUCUAACCCACCCUCCCCCAAUCAUGGGAGGAGUUGUUCGGGAUCUGAGCAUGUCCGAAGAGGAUCAGAUGAUGAGAGCUAUUGCCAUGUCUCUGGGACAGGAUAUCCCAAUGGAUCAAAGGGCGGAGUCACCUGAGGAAGUUGCUUGCCGGAAAGAGGAGGAGGAAAGGAAAGCUCGUGAAAAGCAGGAAGAGGAAGAGGCUAAAUGUCUAGAGAAAUUCCAGGAUGCUGAUCCAUUGGAGCAAGAUGAGCUCCACACUUUCACAGAUACCAUGUUGCCUGGCUGCUUCCACCUUCUUGAUGAGCUGCCAGACACAGUGUACCGGGUGUGUGAUCUCAUUAUGACAGCAAUAAAACGUAAUGGAGCAGACUAUCGGGACAUGAUUCUGAAGCAAGUAGUCAAUCAGGUGUGGGAAGCUGCUGAUGUAUUGAUCAAAGCUGCUCUUCCCCUAACAACAAGCGACACAAAAACUGUGUCAGAAUGGAUCAGUCAGAUGGCCACCCUGCCCCAGGCAUCCAAUUUGGCUACUAGAAUUUUGCUUUUGACCCUGCUUUUUGAGGAGUUGAAGCUACCUUGUGCUUGGGUGGUCGAAUCUAGUGGCAUCCUUAAUGUCCUAAUCAAACUCUUGGAAGUGGUUCAGCCCUGCCUACAGGCUGCCAAGGAGCAAAAGGAGGUCCAGACCCCAAAGUGGAUCACCCCAGUGUUGCUCCUGAUUGAUUUCUAUGAAAAGACGGCCAUCUCCUCAAAAAGGAGAGCCCAAAUGACUAAGUACUUACAGUCCAACAACAACAACUGGCGCUGGUUUGAUGACCGCUCUGGACGUUGGUGUAGUUACAGUGCAAGCAACAACAGCACUAUUGAUUCUGCCUGGAAGUCUGGGGAGACAAGUGUUCGCUUCACUGCAGGCCGAAGAAGAUACACUGUACAGUUUACUACAAUGGUCCAGGUUAAUGAAGAAACAGGGAACCGCCGCCCAGUGAUGCUGACUCUCCUGAGGGUACCGCGGCUGAAUAAAAACUCUAAAAACGGCAGUGGGCAGGAACUAGAGAAGACACUGGAAGAAAGCAAAGAAAUUGAUAUCAAGCGUAAAGACAGUAAAGCCAAUGUUGUAGAUACUCCAUUGGCCCUAGAGAAUACAAAUAAUGAAAAGGAGACAAGCCUGGAAGAAACAAAAAUCGGAGAGAUCCUGAUCCAGGGCCUGACAGAGGAUAUGGUGACAGUUUUAAUCCGGGCCUGCGUGAGCAUGCUAGGAGUCCCUGUGGACCCAGACACUUUGCAUGCCACCCUUCGCCUCUGCCUGAGGCUCACCCGAGACCACAAAUAUGCCAUGAUGUUUGCAGAGCUGAAGAGUACCCGCAUGAUCUUGAAUUUGACCCAGAGCUCAGGCUUCAAUGGGUUUACUCCCCUGGUCACCCUUCUCUUAAGACACAUUAUUGAGGACCCCUGCACCCUCCGUCAUACUAUGGAAAAGGUUGUUCGUUCAGCAGCUACAAGUGGAGCUGGUAGCACUACCUCUGGUGUUGUAUCUGGCAGCCUCGGCUCUCGGGAGAUCAACUAUAUCCUUCGUGUCCUUGGGCCAGCUGCAUGCCGCAAUCCAGACAUUUUCACAGAAGUGGCCAACUGCUGUAUCCGCAUUGCCCUUCCAGCCCCUCGGGGCUCAGGAACUGCUUCAGAUGAUGAAUUUGAGAAUCUUAGAAUUAAAGGUCCUAAUGCUGUCCAACUGGUGAAAACAACCCCUUUGAAACCCUCACCACUGCCUGUCAUUCCUGAUACUAUCAAGGAAGUGAUCUACGACAUGCUGAAUGCCCUGGCUGCAUACCAUGCUCCAGAGGAAGCUGACAAAUCUGAUCCUAAACCUGGGGGUAUGACCCAAGAGGUUGGCCAGCUCCUGCAAGAUAUGGGUGAUGAUGUAUACCAGCAGUACCGGUCACUUACUCGGCAGGGCAGUGAUUUUGAUACACAGUCAAGUUUUUCCAUUAAUAGUCAGGUCUUUGCUACAGAUGGUUCUUCUACUGAGACAAACACACCUGGGGCAUCCCAAGAAGCUUCAACUCCAGAGGAGUCUCGAGAUGGGAAAAAAGAUAAAGAAGGGGACCGAGCCUCUGAAGAAGCCAAACAGAAAGUUAAGGGCAGCAAACCUUUAAUGCCCACCUCCACUAUUCUUCGUCUUCUGGCAGAGUUGGUGAGGUCCUAUGUUGGUAUAGCUACCCUGAUUGCCAACUACAGCUACACUGUGGGCCAGUCUGAGCUGAUCAAAGAGGACUGCAGUGUGCUAGCUUUUGUCUUGGACCACCUCCUCCCACAUACCCAGAAUGCAGAAGACAAGGACACGCCUGCCCUGGCCCGCCUAUUCCUCGCAAGCCUGGCUGCUGCAGGGAGUGGCACAGAUGCCCAGGUGGCCCUUGUGAAUGAAGUAAAAGCAGCCCUGGGACGGGCACUGGCUAUGGCUGAGAGUACAGAGAAACAUGCCAGGCUUCAGGCAGUGAUGUGUAUCAUCAGUACUAUCAUGGAGUCCUGCCCCUCCACGUCCAGCUUCUACAGCAGUGCCACAGCCAAGACCCAGCACAAUGGCAUGAACAAUAUCAUUCGACUCUUCCUGAAGAAGGGACUGGUUAAUGACUUGGCCAGAGUGCCUCACAGCCUGGACCUGUCCAGUCCCAACAUGGCCAACACAGUCAAUGCUGCUCUGAAGCCUUUGGAAACACUUUCCCGGAUUGUGAACCAGCCCAGUAGCCUUUUUGGCAGCAAGAGUGCUUCUAACAAGACCAAAGCUGAGCAGGAUGCCCAAGGAGCUACUCAGGACUCCAAUAGCAACCAGCAGGACCCAGGCGAGCCUGGGGAAGCAGAAGUGCAGGAGGAGGAUCAUGAUGUCACUCAGACAGAGGUGGCAGAUGGGGAUAUCAUGGAUGGGGAGGCUGAAACCGACUCAGUGGUGAUUGCUGGGCAGCCUGAGGUGCUCAGUUCACAAGAGAUGCAGGUUGAGAAUGAGCUGGAGGACCUGAUAGAUGAGUUGCUUGAGAGGGAUGGCGGAUCUGGGAACAGUACAAUUAUAGUGAGCAGAAGUGGAGAGGAUGAAUCACAAGAGGACGUGCUGAUGGAUGAAGCUCCUUCCAACCUCAGCCAAGCUUCCACCUUGCAGGCCAACCGAGAAGAUUCCAUGAAUAUCCUGGACCCUGAGGAUGAGGAGGAGCACACUCAGGAAGAGGACAGCAGUGGCAGUAACGAGGAUGAGGAUGAUAGUCAGGAUGAAGAGGAGGAGGAGGAGGAAGAUGAGGAAGAUGAUCAGGAGGAUGAUGAAGGUGAAGAGGGAGAUGAAGACGAUGACGACGAUGGCUCUGAAAUGGAAUUGGAUGAGGAUUACCCUGAUAUGAACGCUUCUCCCUUGGUCCGAUUUGAGCGCUUUGACCGGGAGGAUGAUCUCAUCAUUGAGUUUGACAACAUGUUCUCCAGUGCUACAGACAUCCCCCCAUCCCCAGGAAAUAUCCCUACCACCCACCCACUGAUGGUACGCCAUGCAGACCACAGUUCCCUGACAUUGGGAAGUGGCUCCUCUACGACACGUCUCACCCAGGGCAUCGGGCGCAGUCAAAGGACCCUAAGGCAGCUGACAGCCAAUACAGGUCACACCAUUCAUGUUCACUACCCUGGGAAUCGCCAGCCCAACCCUCCUCUCAUACUCCAGAGGUUACUUGGUCCCUCUGCUGCCGCUGACAUCCUUCAGCUGAGCAGCAGCCUUCCCUUACAAAGCCGGGGCCGGGCCCGCCUCCUGGUGGGCAAUGAUGACGUCCACAUUAUUGCCAGGUCUGACGACGAACUGCUGGAUGACUUUUUCCAUGACCAGAGCACAGCUACCAGCCAAGCAGGGACCCUGUCCAGCAUCCCCACAGCCCUGACCCGCUGGACAGAGGAAUGUAAAGUCCUCGAUGCUGAAAGUAUGCACGACUGUGUUUCAGUUGUUAAAGUGCCCAUUGUUAAUCACCUGGAAUUCCUGAGGGAUGAGGAGCUGGAAGAAAGGCGAGAAAAACGGAGGAAACAACUGGCUGAGGAAGAAACAAAAAUAACUGACAAAGGCAAAGAAGAUAAGGAGAACAGGGAUCAGAAUGCACAGUGUGCUGCAUCUAAGACAAAUGACUCCACUGAACAGAACCUCUCAGAUGGGACUCCUAUGCCUGACAGCUACCCAACAACCCCAUCUUCAACUGAUGCAGCUACAUCUGAGUCCAAGGAGGCCAAUGUCACUUUACAGCCUUCACAACAGCAACCAACACUCCCAGCUCCACCAACUUUGGGAGGGAUUGCUCAAGAGCUGCAAUCCCCAACUGGAGAAGGUGGAAACUCUGCACAGCUAUUGAUGCCUAUAGAGCCAGGGGAGUUGGUGAUCACAAGGCCAAGUGGAGAAGGAGAAACGACUCAGAUGGAGUUAUCUCCAGCUCCCACUAUAACCUCUCUUUCCCCAGAGAGAGCUGAAGAUUCUGAUGCACUGACAGCUAUCAGCAGUCAACUGGAAGGCUCUCCCAUGGACACCAGCAGCCUGGCUUCCUGUACCCUAGAGGAGGCUGUGGGUGACACCUCAGCAACUGGCAGUUCUGAGCAGCCCACAACAGGCAGCUCUACUUCUGGGGAUACCCCACCAGUUGUGGCAGAAGUGCAAGGCAGGGAUGAUAGGUCAGGGGAACCUGCCCAGUCCAGUGAGAACAGCUCUACCCCUGCAUCCUCUGAGAGUUCUUCCACCAGAGAGUCUGCUGUGGGCACUUCUGGAGGAGAGUCCCAGGGAAUCUUAGAAGAGCCACUGCCUUCAACAAGCAGUGAAGAGGAAGAUCCCCUUGCAGGUAUCAGUCUUCCCGAAGGUGUGGACCCCUCUUUUCUGGCUGCUCUGCCUGAUGACAUCCGCCGGGAAGUGCUACAAAACCAGCUUGGCAUCCGUCCACCCACCCGGCCUGCCCCCUCCACAAAUAGCUCAACUCCUGCAGUGGUUGCAAAUCCUGGCGUGACCGAAGUGAGCCCUGAGUUCCUGGCCGCCCUACCUCCAGCCAUCCAGGAGGAAGUGCUGGCACAGCAGAGGGCUGAGCAACAGCGACGGGAACUAGCACAGAAUGCCAGCUCAGACACCCCCAUGGACCCUGUGACCUUCAUCCAGACUUUGCCCUCAGACCUGCGCCGUAGUGUCUUGGAGGACAUGGAGGACAGCGUAUUGGCUGUGAUGCCACCGGACAUUGCAGCUGAGGCUCAAGCUCUGAGGCGAGAGCAGGAAGCCCGACAGCGGCAGCUCAUGCACGAGCGGCUCUUUGGUCACAGCAGCACCUCUGCUCUCUCUGCUAUUCUCCGAAGCCCGGCUUUCACCAGUCGCCUGAGUGGCAACCGUGGGGUCCAGUACACUCGCCUUGCAGUGCAGAGAGGUGGUACCUUCCAGAUGGGGGGUAGCAGCAGCCAUAACAGGCCUUCUGGCAGUAAUGUGGACACUCUGCUCCGCCUCAGAGGACGGCUCCUUCUGGACCACGAAGCUCUGUCUUGUCUCCUGGUCCUACUCUUUGUGGAUGAACCAAAGCUAAAUACUAGCCGUCUACACCGAGUACUGAGAAAUCUCUGCUACCAUGCCCAGACCCGUCACUGGGUCAUACGCAGCCUGCUGUCCAUCUUGCAGCGCAGCAGUGAGAGUGAGCUAUGCAUUGAAACACCCAAGCUCUCAAGUGAGGAAAAGGGCAAAAAGUCAAGCAAGAGCUGUGGGUCUGGCAGCCAUGAAAACCGACCCCUGGACCUGCUGCACAAGAUGGAGUCUAAAAGCUCCAACCAGCUUUCCUGGCUCUCAGUAUCCAUGGAUGCAGCCCUAGGCUGCAGGACUAACAUAUUCCAGAUCCAGCGUUCAGGUGGGCGCAAACAUACUGAGAAGCACGCAAGCAGUGGCUCUACUGUCCACAUCCACCCCCAGGCUGCUCCUGUUGUCUGCAGACACGUUCUGGACACACUCAUUCAAUUGGCCAAGGUGUUUCCCAGCCACUUCACACAGCAGCGGACCAAAGAAACAAACUGUGAGAACGAUCGGGAACGGGGCGGUAAGCAGGCCUGCAGCCCAUGCUCUUCACAGUCCUCUGGCAGUGGCAUUUGCACAGACUUCUGGGACUUACUGGUGAAACUGGACAACAUGAAUGUCAGCCGGAAAGGCAAGAACUCCGUGAAGUCAGUGCCAGUGAGCACUGGGAAUGAGGGGGAAACCUCCCCAUACAGCCUGGAGGCCUCUCCACUAGGGCAGCUCAUGAACAUGUUGUCACACCCAGUCAUCCGCCGAAGCUCUCUCUUAACAGAGAAACUCCUCAGACUCCUCUCUCUCAUCUCAAUUGCUCUCCCAGAAAACAAAGUGUCGGAAACACAGGCUAAUUCUGGCAAUGGUGCUUCCUCCACCAUUGCAGCCACCUCAACCACGUCUACUACCACUACCACUGUCGCCUCCAACAUGCCCACUAUCCCUGCUGCAACUACCCCUGUCACUUCUGCUCCAGCCCUGGUUACUGCCACGGCUAUUUCUACCAUUACCAUAGCUCCUUCAACCACAGUGACUACCCCCACGACUGCUACCACUACUGUUUCAGCUACUACUAAGUCCAGCAAAUCUCCGGCAAAGGGGGGUGAUAUGGGCACUGGCACUGCAGACUUUAAGAUGGUAUCUUCGGGCCUCACUGAAAACCAACUACAGCUCUCUGUGGAGGUGCUAACAUCCCACUCGUGUUCUGAAGAAGGCCUAGAGGACGCAGCGAAUGUGUUACUGCAGCUCUCUCGAGGGGACCCUGGGACUCGGGACACUGUUCUCAAGCUGCUACUGAACGGAGCCCGCCACCUGGGUUAUACCCUUUGUAAACAGAUAGGUACCCUUCUGGCUGAGCUCCGGGAAUACAACCUAGAACAGCAGCGGCGAGCCCAAUGUGAGACCCUCUCCCCUGAUGGCCUUCCUGAGGAGCAGCCACAGACCACAAAGCUUAAAGGCAAAAUGCAGAGCAGGUUUGACAUGGCUGAGAAUGUGGUAAUUGUGGCAUCUCAAAAGCGACCUCUGGGUGGCCGGGAGCUCCAGCUGCCUUCUAUGUCCAUGUUGACAUCCAAGACAUCUACCCAGAAGUUCUUCUUGAGAGUACUGCAGGUCAUCAUCCAGCUGCGGGACGACACGCGCCGAGCUAACAAGAAAGCCAAGCAGACAGGCAGGCUAGGUUCCUCCGGGUUAGGCUCAGCUAGCAGCAUCCAGGCAGCUGUUCGGCAGCUGGAGGCUGAGGCUGAUGCCAUUAUACAAAUGGUACGUGAGGGUCAGAGGGCGCGGAGACAGCAACAAGCAGCAACGUCGGAGUCAAGCCAGUCAGAAGGUUCUGUCCGGAGGGAGGAAUCACCCAUGGAUGUGGACCAGCCGUCUCCCAGUACCCAGGAUACUCAGUCCAGUGGCUCGGACGGAAACUCCCAGGGGGAGAAGGAGGAGAGGCCACCUGACUUACCCCUGCUCAGUGAGCAGCUGAGUUUGGAUGAGCUAUGGGACAUGCUCGGCGAGUGUCUAAAGGAACUGGAGGAAUCUCAUGACCAGCAUGCGGUGCUAGUGCUACAGCCUGCCGUGGAGGCCUUCUUUCUGGUCCAUGCCACAGAGCGGGAGAGCAAGCCUCCUGUUCGAGACACCCGCGAGAGCCAACUGGCGCACAUCAAGGAUGAGCCUCCUCCCCUCUCCCCGGCCCCCUUGACCCCAGCCACUCCUUCUUCCCUUGACCCGUUCUUCUCCCGGGAGCCCUCAUCUAUGCACAUCUCCUCAAGCCUGCCCCCCGACACGCAGAAGUUCCUUCGCUUUGCAGAGACUCACCGCACUGUGUUAAACCAGAUCCUACGGCAGUCCACUACCCACCUCGCUGACGGGCCCUUUGCUGUCCUGGUAGACUACAUUCGUGUCCUCGACUUCGAUGUCAAGCGCAAAUAUUUCCGCCAAGAGCUGGAGCGUUUGGACGAAGGGCUCCGGAAAGAGGACAUGGCUGUGCAUGUCCGCCGUGACCAUGUCUUUGAAGACUCUUAUCGUGAGCUGCAUCGGAAAUCCCCUGAAGAAAUGAAGAAUCGAUUGUAUAUAGUGUUUGAAGGAGAAGAAGGGCAGGAUGCUGGAGGGCUCCUGCGGGAGUGGUAUAUGAUCAUCUCUCGGGAGAUGUUUAACCCUAUGUAUGCCUUGUUCCGUACCUCACCUGGAGACCGGGUCACCUACACCAUCAAUCCAUCUUCCCACUGCAACCCCAACCACCUCAGCUACUUUAAGUUUGUUGGACGCAUUGUGGCCAAAGCUGUAUAUGACAACCGCCUCCUGGAGUGCUACUUCACUCGCUCCUUCUACAAACACAUCUUGGGCAAGUCUGUCAGGUAUACGGAUAUGGAAAGUGAAGAUUACCACUUCUACCAAGGCCUGGUCUAUCUGCUGGAAAAUGAUGUCUCCACUCUAGGCUAUGACCUUACCUUCAGCACUGAGGUCCAAGAGUUUGGAGUCUGUGAAGUUCGUGACCUCAAACCCAAUGGGGCCAACAUCUUGGUAACAGAGGAGAAUAAGAAGGAGUAUGUACACCUGGUGUGCCAGAUGAGAAUGACAGGAGCCAUCCGCAAACAGCUGGCGGCUUUCUUAGAAGGCUUCUAUGAGAUCAUUCCAAAGCGCCUCAUUUCCAUCUUCACUGAGCAGGAGUUAGAGCUGCUCAUAUCAGGACUGCCUACAAUCGACAUUGAUGAUUUGAAAUCCAACACUGAAUACCACAAAUACCAAUCCAACUCUAUUCAGAUUCAGUGGUUCUGGAGAGCAUUGCGUUCUUUUGACCAAGCUGACCGUGCCAAGUUCCUCCAGUUUGUCACGGGUACUUCCAAGGUACCCCUGCAAGGCUUUGCUGCCCUCGAAGGCAUGAAUGGAAUUCAGAAGUUUCAGAUUCAUCGAGAUGACAGGUCCACAGAUCGCCUGCCUUCCGCUCACACAUGUUUCAAUCAGCUGGACCUGCCUGCCUAUGAGAGCUUUGAGAAGCUCCGCCACAUGCUACUAUUGGCCAUCCAGGAGUGCUCUGAAGGCUUUGGGCUGGCCUAGUUAGCCCCCACAACUGUGGGGUUUUUCUACCAUUGUUGGACCUGGGAAGGGGGGGGAUGAAAACAAAAUGAACCAGAAAGGAAAUGUUGAUACCAAUAAAUGAAAUCUACCAACUCACCAUGUGUGUGUCCCAGCUGCCCCAACCUUCUCCAGUGCAUACCUGUUCCCGUUCUCCUGCUCAUUCUUUCUUCCCUCCCCCUUUAUCUCACCUCCUCUCCCCAUUCCAUGCCGUCCAUGAUCCCCGGCCCAUGUGUUUAAAGGCAGUAGCCUUUGCAGGGACCUGUUUGUCCCAACUGUUUGAACAGUGUGCUCCUCAGAGUCUGUGUUCAGAAGGAUUUGCUGCAUUGAGACUUGAAACCUUUGGAUAGGGGAAAAAUUAUAUAUAUAUAUAUUUUUUUGUUCUGUUUGCAUUUCUUAAUUUGUGCUUGGAAUGUGUUGAUGUGCACAGCUAAUGAUUCAAUGCGAGACAAGAUUGGCGUCUGUGUUGUGGAGGUUUCAAAUAAAGAGCACUCUUCAUAACUCACUUUUCACAAUGGAAUUUUUUUCAAACUUAAAAGAAAAAAAACAACCCUCGAGCACGUGCUAGACAUCUGGAGAAAAGAUCCAGAUGGACGCUCCAGAAAACCAUCUCUGCCGUCACCACAGCGCAUCCUCCUCCUUCAAAGUUGGUUUUCCUGUAGUCAGGAGAGAGACGCAGCCACCGGGAACUGGGGGAGUCUGUUUUUUAAGAAUGGGACCUGCACUUGGGAGUUGUGAUGGUGUUGCAGCCAAGGACAAAGCAUCUUGCUCGAGAGGAACAAACCAGUAGAACUCACCAUCUUCUUUGGUGAGCCUUUACAACAAUCUUAAGUUGGGCUCAAUUUAGGAUUUUUAUUUCAUCUGUUAAUAUUUUAGUUUAUUUUUAACAAAUUUCAAGUAGUUGACAAGCUCUCUAGGAAAACAGUCUUACCAUCCUUUUAUUUUGGUUUUGUUGUCUGCCUGUCUGUCUGCCAGUCUGUUCACAGAUCACCCAAUAAUCUCUUGUGGUUUUUACUCCAUCCAACCCUUAAAGCCAAUCUAAGGACUUUGGUUCCAGCCUCCAAAGAAAAAAUAAUAAAAGUUUAGUUAGAAAAAUAA
Molecule: messenger RNA, 14753 nt
Organism: Myotis daubentonii (Daubenton's bat)
Lineage: Eukaryota; Metazoa; Chordata; Mammalia; Chiroptera; Vespertilionidae
Gene: HUWE1
Product: HECT, UBA and WWE domain containing E3 ubiquitin protein ligase 1
Exons: 84
Coding region: 399-13637 (4412 amino acids)
Biological process (GO): base-excision repair; Golgi organization; protein polyubiquitination
Cellular component (GO): cytoplasm; nucleus; Golgi membrane
Molecular function (GO): ubiquitin protein ligase activity; protein binding
Source: RefSeq, a predicted model, not a curated record